Molecule: messenger RNA, 516 nt
Organism: Soboliphyme baturini
Lineage: Eukaryota; Metazoa; Nematoda; Enoplea; Dioctophymatida; Soboliphymatidae
Source: the annotation of a GenBank genome assembly
UUGAAAGCUGGUUCUCAGGAAGAAACACCUCGUUCUGGUAAAAUUCCGAUACGCAUUCCUUUCCUUGCCGACGAAAAAGUCGAUCUAAAGCGUUUGGAAUCAGAAGGCAAACUCUUUGAAUAUGGAGAUCAAUUGAUCAGAUUCAGACCGUCUUAUCACGAUUACCCGUAUGAAGAACUGAUCCACAGUCAUCGUCGAAGGACCUGCAUGCUGUUCAUUAUCGCAGGCAUGGUCUUCCCAUGUGCAGUAGUUUUUCUGAUUUACUACGUAAAGCGGCUGUGCCAGAGGAGCCGCUUGACUCAUGGUCCCAUACUCAUUUCUCAGCUGACUGACGAAGACGAGCGAAUAAUCAAGCAUUGCGCUGAGCGACUACGCCGUUCGUCGAAGGGAACCGACCGGGAGCCAAUGCUGAAAGUGCGCCAAAAUCCUCUGGACGAAUUUCUCGAAUACAAUGACUCCGUGAGUACGGAUCACCUGAUGCCGAAAGAAAGCGCGUUAAGGAGGGAUAUCGUUUGA